Messenger RNA from Microthlaspi erraticum, 933 nucleotides. The record is from the annotation of a GenBank genome assembly. NCBI's taxonomy places the organism in Eukaryota, Viridiplantae, Streptophyta, Magnoliopsida, Brassicales, Brassicaceae.
AUGAGAAUUCCGGCGGUGAGGCUUCUCGACUCCACUCCGGCGAUGAUUCGCGCCUUCGCCUACAGAAACGUCUCUCUCUUUCUCUGCGUUCCAAAUCCGCUUGUUCCAGUGUUCGCUCUGAAUCGUUCUGUGGCAACUCACUGGGUCCAUUCACAUGUUCUUCCGUUCUACCUUUACACCAAGAUCUCAAUCAUCUCCGUCGGAAACGACGCACUUUCAGACUCGCCCGACGUUUCGCCGUUCCUACUCCGAGCAAUGCAAAAUCUUCGCCGAUCUCUAAAAGAGAUCAGGAUCUACAAGAUUUCGGUCUCCACUACCUUCUCCUUCUCCAGCAUCAUCCCCAACGCUUUCCCUCCUUCCUCAGCCAGGUUUCAACAACCCAACGGCGAAGUGAUUCUCAGGCCGAUUCUUCGAUUUCUGGAGAAAACAAAUUCGCCUUUCCUCAUCAAUCUCUAUCCCUAUAUCUAUAAGUCAACUUGCUCUAGCACCAUUGGAUUUGCCCUCUUCGAUGAUUCUGCCUUGAGUGUUACAACAGAUCCAUCAACUCGAGUUAGGUACCGAAGCUUAUUCCACGUCAUGUAUGAUGCUCUCGUUAUGUCCUUGGGGGCGAUGGGUCACGGCACUCUCCCCAUCAUCAUAUCGGAGACUGGUUGGCCUAGCUCGGGAAACGAUGCUGGUGAUGUAGACGCGACCUUUCUUUACAGCACAAUGUUCCUCAGCUCCCUCAACGAUCACUUGAAGAACCCGUCGGUAAGAAAAGAAGGUCCUUUGGAAGUUUACAUAUUUGAGUUUGUGGAUAACGAGCAAGGGGUCAGGAGAUGGGGUCUAUUGUAUCAGAACUUGACAGCGAAAUAUAGGCGAUUUUCGGAGAAGCAAGUUGAGGCAGCGGUUGCAAUUUUGAAGAAAGCUGAAGACUAUUGCAACGACUAUUGA